Molecule: messenger RNA, 6041 nt
Organism: Clupea harengus (Atlantic herring)
Lineage: Eukaryota; Metazoa; Chordata; Actinopteri; Clupeiformes; Clupeidae
Gene: pdcd11
Product: programmed cell death 11
Biological process (GO): rRNA processing
Cellular component (GO): nucleolus; small-subunit processome
Molecular function (GO): RNA binding; protein binding
Source: RefSeq, a predicted model, not a curated record
AUCCACCCCCUUAGUGUUUACUUCCGGUUCGCGAUUACCUUACGAACAUGUGAGAGUGUAUACAAGCAGUUUAAUUUUGGGAAAUAUUGAAGGAAUUUCAGUUAUCGUUUGGGUUAGAUUAUUCUAUCAUGGCAUCGGCAGAGGAGGACUUUCCCCGUGGAGGCACAGCCAAGACCACGCAGGUGACCAAGCCUGAGAAAUCUCGAGUGGAAGUGGACAACCUUUUCGAGACACGUGUUCCUGAGGUUAAGAAGAAAAGGAAGUCUACCAAUGAAGACGAGGAGCAAAAUGCCAAGAAAGUAAAGAGCAAAGAGGCCUCCCUAAAGCUCAACGCUGCUUCAAAAGUAGACAUCCUACAUCUGAAAGAUCUGAAGGUGGGCACCUUACUGCUAGGUUGCGUCAAGGAAGUAAAUGACUUUGAGAUUGUGGUCGGACUUCCCAGCGGCCUAACAGGAUACCUGCCUGUGACCAACAUCUCUGAAUCUUACAACAAGAUCCUCAGUGACCAGCUAGACAGCGGAGAACUUGUGGAGGAUUUUGUGCCUCUCCCUCACCUCUUCAGUCCUGGCUGCGUGAUCAGAUGUGUGGUGUCCUCUCUGGUGGAAUCCAAAGACGGUAAUGUGAGCCUCAAGGUGUCCAUCAACCCGAAGGAAGUCAACAAAGCCUUGACCUCCGGGUCCCUGAAGGCUGGCAUGACCGUCAGUGGAUGUGUGGAGAGCAUUGAGGACCAUGGCUAUCUCAUUGAUAUCGGCCUCAGUGAGACCAAAGCUUUUCUUCCCAAGGCGUCUGCAAAAGCCUCAAAACAAGACCUGAAGCCGGGGCAGUACGUCGAUUGUCUGCUGGAGGAUGUGAAGAGCGAGGGCCGUCUGGUCCGUCUGUCCGUGGACCCGUCCGCCAUCUCCGAGGCCGUGGCCGACACAGAGCACGGCUGGACCCUGAGCAACCUGUGUCCAGGCCUGCUGGUCAACGCCACGGUCAAGACGGUGACCGCUCAUGGACUCAUUCUGGAGUUUCUCGCCUCCUUCUCUGGCCUGGUUGACUUCAUGCACAUUGACCCAGACAAGGAUUCCUACAGGAAAGGAGAGGAAGUGGUGGCGCGGGUGCUGUAUGUGGACCCCUCCGACCGGAAGGUGGGCCUGUCCCUGCGCAGCCACCUCCUGCCACCGGGGGGCGCUGAGCUGGACUGCGUGCAGAGCGAGCGCGUGGGCGAGGUGCUGCAGGGCUGCAAGGUGGCGGCGGUCCACUACCACUCCGGUGCCAUCCUGGAGCUGCCCGACGGCACUAAAGCAUUUGGCCACAGAAACCAGCUGAAGGAACCCAACGAGCCGUUUGAGCCGAGCCACCUGCAGGCCCAGCCUGAGCUCACCUGCCGCAUCACCGACUACAGCCCACUGGAGCAGCUGCACCUCAUCAGCCUCCGCAAGAGCACCAUCGAAGCCCCCUUCUUCAGAUACAGCGACCUGAAGCCUGGGCAAAUCGUACAGGGCACCAUCUUGAGUCUGCAACGCUUUGGCCUGAUAGUGAGGGUGACGAGUCACAUCAAAGGCUUGGUACCACGCAUCCACUUGGCAGAUGUCGCCAUCACCAACCCUGAGAAGAAGUUCACCGUGGGCAACAAAAUCAAGUGCAGGGUGUUGUCAGUGGAUGGUCCUGCCCGGAAGCUGUAUUUGACGAGAAAGAAGGGGAUGGUGGAUUCCUCGCUGCCGGUGUUUGCCACAUACGCGGACGCCCGCGUGGGCCGCAUCGCGCACGGCUUCAUCGUCUGCGUCAAGGAGUUUGGCUGCAUCGUGCGUUUCUAUGGCGACGUGAAGGGCCUGGUGCCCAUGCGGGAGCUGAGCACUGAGCACGUGAUGUUCCCCCAGCAGCACUUCUACUCCGGCCAGGUGGUCAAGGCCAAGGUUCUUCAGUGUGACCAGGAGAACGAGAAGCUGCUGCUGUCCUUCAGAGCCGUGCUGCAGGGGGACACCGAGGGCCAGGAGCAACCAGUCAAGCCAAUCAAGCCAGUCAAGCCGGUCUACGACUUUCAUGUUGGAAAGAAUGUAGAGGCGCGUGUGGUCAGUAAGGUCCCGGAAGGGCUGAACGUGGCCAUCCUCCCCGAGGAGGUGCCCGGCCUCCUACCCACAAUGCACCUCUCAGACCACGCGUCCAACUGCCAGCUCCUCUGGGACGCCCUGCAGGAGGGAGACAUCAUCUCAGACGCCGUGUGCCUGAGCAAGACCAAGCAGAACGUUAUCCUGACCAAGAAGCCCCUGCUGAAGGCGUGCCUGGAGGUGGGGGCGGCGGCCACGGAGUUCUCCGGCCUGAAGCUGGGUCUGGAGCUGACGGGCUGGGUGAAGAACAUCAUGGCCUACGGGGUGUUUGUGGAGUUCCCCCACGGCCUCUACGGCCUGGCCCCCAAAGCUGCCAUGAGCGACCAGUUCGUGUCCUCCACGGCAACCGUGUUCCAGAUGGGCCAGACGGUGCGGGCCAAGGUGACCAACCUGGACGAGGAGAAGCGCCGCUUCCUGGUGUGCCUGAAGGCGUCGGAGCUGAGCAGCCCAGAUGGAGAGGGACAGGAGAGACUGACCCGGGGCCUGCAGGAGAGGAAGGUCGCCACGGAGAUGAUGACCGGAAGAGAUGGCUCUGAUCUGUUGCAGCAGCUGACCUCAUUGGUUGUGGGCAGCAAGCUGAAUUUGACGGUCGGUGAGGCGCAGGAGGACGGCUCCUGCUCCUUCUCCUCAGACGACCUCCCCACCGUCUCCAUCCUGGCCUCCAAGCAUCACGUCAGCGGUGUGGAGCUGACCUCUGGACAGAAGGUCAAGGCGGUGGUGCUGCAUGUCGACCCCACGACCCCUCUGGUGCACAUCUCUCUCCUGCCCGCGCUGCUCGGCAACAGGAAAGCGUUGGAGAGUGGCUCAAAGCAUGUAGCUGAGAUACAACACAUUGAGGGCGACUUUGCUGUGGUCUCCCUCGGCGACACGGCCCAUGUAACCGUUGUCCCGGUGACGGCUCACCUCAACGAGACCUUCGGCAGCGAGUCCGAGCGGCCGAAGCCCGGCGACACCCUAAAGGGAACGGUCGUCGUCACGGAACCCAGCAGCAAGGUCCUGGACGGCCUGCCGCUGGUGACCCGUGAAGCCGGGGGCGUCGCCAAGUGGUCCGCCACGGCUAUGGCUGCGGCCCGGGGUCAAAGGACGGUGUCAGAGGGCCGCGCCUCGCUGCACAGUUUCCGCUGUGGGGACCUGGUGACGGCCGUCGUCAGCAGCAUCAAGCCCAUGCAGGUGCGUCUGACCCUGCCUGGAGAUGUGACGGGCUCGGCCCACGUGACGGAGGUUCUGGAGGACCCGACGCCGGGCUCCUUCCCCACCAGCUCUCUGAAGGUGGGCCAGCAGGUGGAGGCCCGCGUCAUCGGGGGGAGGGACAUCCACAGCCACAAGUUUCUGCCCAUCUCCCACCCCGGCUUUGUCUACUCGCAGCCCGUCCUCUCCCUGCUUCCCAGGAAGCUGAAGGAGGACGUGGACCCCAAAGAGCUGGAGGGCGGAGCCCAGCUGGAGGACCUCACGCCUGGGCAGGAGAUCGUCUGCUACGCCUCCAAGUAUCUUUCAGCCAUAAAGUGUCUCGAGGUUGCCGUGACCCCGAAGAUAACGGGUACUGUGGAGGUCUUAGCCAUGACCAACAACGCCAAGGAGGCCAGGAGACCAGAGAAGCUGGUGAAGGUUGGCCAGGCCCUGAAGGCCAGGGUGGUGUCCGUGUCCAGCCAGCCCAAACACCUCUAUCUCUCCCUCACCGGGACCCACACAUUGGCGCCGGGGAGCAUCGUCAUAGCAGCCGUGCGUAAGGUGACACCGCAUGUGGGCCUGGCUCUCAAGCUGCCGUUCGCGGCCACGGGCACGGCGUCCCUCUUGGACCUGUCCGACAGCUACGCGCCCAAUCCACUGCAGCAGUACCACGAGGACCAGCUGGUCAGGUGCUGCAUUGUUGAAGUCAAUAAAGAGAACAAAUAUCAUGUGUCGCUCCGACCGGCAAGGACUCACCCGGGAAAGAAGCUGCCAAUCACAGACGCGGAGGUGCUCUCCAUCGGGGAGCUGAAGGAGAGCCAGGUCCUACGGGGUUAUGUGGCCACCGUGGGAGAGAAGGGCAUUUUUGUCAGGUUAUCACGGACCAUCACUGGGCGAGUGGAGUUUAAGAAGGCUACCAACUACUACGUGAGCGAUCACAGUCUCUAUUCUAAACACAUACCGCAAGACACACUGCUCACUGUCAAAAUUCUGAGUGUGAACAGCGAGAACAGCCAUGUGGAACUGUCCACGCUCCCAAAGGACACCGGGGCGGCGGACAUCCUCCCAGAGUCCCUUCACCUGCCGCUCAGGAAGCGACUGGAGAAGAAGAGGAAGAGGAAGAUAUCAGAGAGUGCAGCGGUAGUGGUAGCGCAAGCUCCUGUGGAAAAGAAGAAGAAAAAGAGCAAUAAUAAGAAGAAGCCCAAGACGGAGACAGCUGACACUGACAGCGGGGUGGAGGUGUACUUCAGAGAGGAGGACACGGAGUCCUCUAAGAAAGCUCCAGCGAAUGUUCCGGAAUCUCAGCCUUCCACAGGCCCAGCGAGGUUGCAGGUGUCUGCCGGCUUCUCCUGGGACGCCAGCCUCAGCUCGCUCCGCCCCGCCACCGCCACAGCCGCCGCCAACCACGAGUCCAGCGGGGAAGAAGAGGAGGAAGAGCAGCAGGUGGAGAAGAAGGCUCCAAAGAAGACCCGUAAGGCCCUGGAGGAGGAGUCUAAGCGUGAGGAGGCGGAGCUUCGACGCCAGGAGGUGGACCUGAUGGACCCGGCGCAGCGUCCUCAGAGCGCGCACGCGUUUGAGCGCCUCCUGCUGGCCUCGCCCGACAGCUCGCUGGUCUGGCUGCAGUACAUGGCCUUCCACCUGCAGGCCACCGAGAUCGAGCAGGCCCGUGCCGUAGCAGAGCGCGCCCUCAAGACCAUCUCCUUCAGGGAGGAGCAGGAGAAGCUGAACGUGUGGGUGGCCCUGAUGAACCUGGAGAACAUGUACGGCACAGAGGAGAGCCUGCAGAAGGUGUUUGAGCGCGCCGUGCAGUACUGCGAGCCCAUGCCCGUCUACCUGCGCCUGGCCGACAUCUACGCCCAGUCCAACAAGAUCAAGGAAGCCGAGAACAUGUACAAGACCAUGGUGAAGCGGUUCCGUCAGGAGUCGGCGGUGUGGCUGAGCUACGGAACGUACCUGGUGCGGCAGGGCCAGAGCGACGCCGCCAACGCCCUGCUGCAGAGGGCGCUCAAGAGCCUGUCCAGCAAAGAGCAUGUGGACUUGAUCACCAAAUUUGCUCGCCUGGAGUUCCAGCACGGCGACAAGGAGCGGGGCAGGUCAAUGUUCGACAAGGUGCUGACCAGCUACCCCAAGCGCACCGACCUCUGGUCUGUCUUCAUCGACCUGAUGAUCAAGCAUGGCAGCCAACAGGAAGUUAGGGAGCUGUUUGACCGUGUGAUCCACCUGAGCGUGGCGGUGAAGCGGAUCAAGUUCUUCUUCAAGCGCUACCUGGAGUACGAGAAGAAGAACGGCACGCCGGAGACCAUCCAGGCCGUCAAGCAGAAGGCCCUGGAGUACGUGGAGAACAAGGGGACCGUGGAGGCCAGCUAGAGCCAAGAUGUCCCACACACACACACACACACACACACACACACACACAGAGAAGGCCUACAAGAAGAGACCAGGAAUGCUCUGAAUACCUGUGGUCACUUUCACUCACAGGCAGAGACACACCUGGUUCCCCAUAUGAUGAUUUGAUAAGAUCAUCUUACUGGACUGAUGCAUACUGGAUGGUGAAGCUGGAUGAAGGUUUAAUGUAACGAGUGAACAUGGCUGCGUGCGUCUACAGAGAAAGGGUUGAAUGGGUCUGUGUGGACAUUUUUAAUACAUGUGUAAUUUAUACUAGCUGCAAGACCUUCAGCUGCUAUCAAAAUACUUUCUCUCUAUGUUCUGAAAAAUGUUGCGUUGCAGUGCAUUGAGGCAGUGUGUCUUGUGCGUUUUUGUAAUAAAACAACCAGUGAUUUCAGU